Mucor velutinosus is the source of this 2271-nucleotide messenger RNA. RefSeq names its product suppressor of glycerol defect (gene SGD1). The transcript is spliced from 5 exons. Gene Ontology annotation, molecular function: nuclear receptor activity; transcription cis-regulatory region binding. Gene Ontology annotation, biological process: response to xenobiotic stimulus; xenobiotic metabolic process; regulation of transcription by RNA polymerase II. The record is from RefSeq and is a predicted model, not a curated record. The coding region runs from base 1 to 2271 and encodes 756 amino acids. Gene Ontology annotation, cellular component: nucleus; aryl hydrocarbon receptor complex. NCBI's taxonomy places the organism in Eukaryota, Fungi, Mucoromycota, Mucoromycetes, Mucorales, Mucoraceae.
AUGUCUGAAGCAAACAUGGACUUACCAGCCCUCUCUGCUGAUGAGUCUGCUCAGUCAAGUGGGAACAUGACUGAUACAUCCAUAAGCGAACACAGGACAUCUACAUUGCCCCUUCCUUCUUCUCAGCCUGUUAAAAAUUUUACGCAACGUAUGGUACCUAAUAGUUUAUCGUUGCAACAGCAGCAAAUACAACAACAACAACAACAACAACAGCAGCAGCAGCAAAUGCAUCACCAACAACAACAGCAACAGCAGCAACAACAGCAAAUGAAUCAGCAACAACAGCAACAGCAGCCAGACUUCAUGGAUCAAUCCUUCUUUUAUGGCCUCGAUCAGCUAAGCUCGGAUAAUCCCUUGUUUUUCAUGCAACAUCAGCAGCAGCAGCAGCAGCAACAACAGCUACAGCAACACACAGCGUCCCUGUUUGAAGAUCACUUUUUGAAAGAAGCGGCUGGCCAUGAUCAUGCUGGUUCCUCAUCUUCAGCAAACGAUAACCGAGGAAAUGUAAAUGCAUCAUCCACUACGUUGGCUCAAUCCAUUGCCACCAGCAUGGAGUCAUUUCAAGCAGCUGUAACUACUUCUGUUGGCGAGCAACCUCCUUCUUUCUGGACAGGACUGAAUAACUUUAUUUCCAAUGUAACACAUAACAAUAUAUUUCCAACAUUUCCCAACAUUGCACGAAGUUUUCAAGAGUAUCUAGCAAACCAUCCUGUGCCCUUUUUAAGCUCAUUCAAUGCACCCACAGCGUCGCCUAUAUCAUCGCCCAUGCCGCCGUCGUCUAUGGAUUUUGAUCCCAUGAUGCAAUUCAAGCAAGAAUCAGAGCGAUCAAAUACGGGGCUACAAAUCAGAGUACUGGGUGUUCCUCAGACAGGCGCAAAAUCCAGAGUCGAGACACAAAUCAAGCUUUGCAUUCAAUUAGUAACAGAUGGAGGAGACAAAGCACAAUGGUGGUCUCAUCUCAAACUACCCGAGAACAUGGUGACAAAGGACAAGCUCAAGAAAUCCAACAACAAUAGCAAUGUCAAUGAGAAUGGACUUCCUGUCAAUCCAGAGAAAGCACUGUAUCUGCAAGCCAGAGUGCUGUGCGCAAGUGACCCAACCAAGAAGGUUGUUACUUGUUUAGGUUGUAUACAAAGAGAACGAAAACGAUCUCAGCGAAGAAAGGAGAACAAGCAGCAGCAGCAGCAACAAAACAAUGACGAAACAGAGGAUGAAAAAACAGAGGACGACCAGUCACUUGUGCUUGAUGAGGAGAGAGUAUUGCUCUUCAAUUGCUCAGAAGUCGUGGAUUUCAGUGCUGGUGACACUAUAUUACCCACUCGAAUCACAUGUUACUGUAGACAUCAUAACGAAAGAUUAGGCUUUUGUAUCUACUUUGAAAUGCUGGACCAUACCGGUAAAAAGGUAGCUGAAGGCAUUUCGCCGCCCAUUAUGAUCACAGACGACCACAAAUCAAAUAAAGUCAAGGCUGGAUUGAAGAGACGUCGAGCAGAAAGUGAAGUACUGCCAGAACCCAGAAUUCCUUCACUGAGCUGGAUCAAAUCAUCAUUGCCAUUUGGUGUCGGUGGCAGUAACACUAUCAAAUCAGAACCAGCGCCAGCACCCACAGUAGCAGGCUCAUCUUCUGCAGCCGCAUUAUACCCAAAUACUCAAAACAACUUUCCUAUUUCAUCAUCAUCAUCGACGGCAUCUGAGAUGGAGGACAUGAAGUCAGUAUUGAAAUCAAUACUAACGUCUAGUGUCAUGCAGCAACAGCAACAGCAACAGCAACAGCAACAGCAGCAGCAAUAUCUCUAUAAUCUCACUGAUAACAGCAACAACAACACCAAUCACACGCAACAGCCUGCCAUGAAGAGACUGAUUCCAAAUGAGGCGCCUAACAGUGGAGGCAUUGAAAUCACAAUACUAGGCACCAAUUUCCGCCCUGGCAUGACAGUGAUGUUUGGAGACACACCUGCUACAAACAUACAAUACUGGUCUCCCAACACGCUCAUCUGUACAUUACCACCCGCAACACAGCCUGGCGCUGUUGUUGUUUCAUUCAAAGAGGCUCCGCCCACCGAUAAAAGCGAUGUUAUGGUAUUCACCUACCUGGUCGAAACGGACCGUGCUUUGAUGGAAUUGGCAUUGCAAGUGGUUGGUAUGAAAAUGACGGGUAUCGUUGAAGAUGCUAGAAAAAUCGCCAUGCGUAUUGUACAGGGCAACAACGGCAGCCAUAAUAGCAAUCAGGCGGGCAGUAACCAGUUUAAAAAUGUGAAAUCAGAGCCAUAA